AUGAGUCUAGCAACCAGUAACAUUUUCAGCGCCCUUGACACAAGUAAGAAAGUCAAGAAGUCCAGCGGCAAGAGCAAGUCCAAGGACGGCGACAAGAAGAAGAAGUCCAGCGAGGUCAAGAAGGUGGUAGAUACUGCUGAACUUGAGAAGCAGCUGUUCUCACAGCCUGUGGGCCUCGCAAGCUGGGCGGACGAUGAGGAAGAUGACUUCUCGCCACCGGUAGACCCCGGAUGGACGCAAGAUGAGGAGAUAGACCUCGAGGCAGAGCUUGGGGUCGAGCUCGGGACAGGCGACGAUGGCGACCACGAAGAGGAGGAGGUCAAGGAGCCUUCGGUGGGUAUCAACCGCGCUGUUCCGGUGCCAGCUCCCAAGCCAGCUCAAGAGACGGAGAAGCAACUCUCUAAGAAGGAGAUGAAGAAAAAGGAGCUGCAGGACCUGGACGCUGUGUUCGCGGAGCUCGGCAUUAACAUUGGGAAGGAGAACCAGGAGGCGCCGGCAAACGGCGAGGCUAAACGCAAGCGCAAAGAUAAGAAGAAGCCAACUGGGGAUCCGGAGAUUGAGGGCGCACAGCGGAACGCCAAGGAGGCAACAGAGGAGGCCAGUGAGGAGCCCAGCGAAGAGCCGACGGAGGAGUCUUCCGGCCCCAUCGACCCCGCUGCGGUGAAGGCAAAGCUGGCGGCAAAAAAGAAGGCAGGGGAGCAGGCGAAGAAAAAGGCCGCCUUGUCUGCGGCUGCACUCGCGGAGGCAAAGCUGCGGCAGGCGAAGGCGAAGAAGCAGAAGGACCCUAAGGCAUAUAAUCAGCACAGCAUGCCUGGCCUGGUGCAGCAUGCUGCUCCAAAGCUGCCGUGA
This is a messenger RNA of Volvox carteri f. nagariensis, 849 nucleotides long. RefSeq lists its product as uncharacterized. The transcript has 6 exons. NCBI's taxonomy places the organism in Eukaryota, Viridiplantae, Chlorophyta, Chlorophyceae, Chlamydomonadales, Volvocaceae. The record is from RefSeq and is a predicted model, not a curated record. Bases 1 to 849 code for a protein of 282 amino acids.